This is a messenger RNA of Trichechus manatus latirostris (Florida manatee), 5749 nucleotides long. RefSeq names its product translation initiation factor IF-2-like. The record is from RefSeq and is a predicted model, not a curated record. NCBI's taxonomy places the organism in Eukaryota, Metazoa, Chordata, Mammalia, Sirenia, Trichechidae.
CGCGAGUGUGAGUGUUUUCCGCCCCCCGGAGCCGCCGGGAGCCGGGAAGGAGGGAGCGGAUCUCGGCGAGGGGAGGACUGCGCGGCGGGGCCGCGAGCAGGGGGCAGGGAGGGCGAGGAGUGACGGCGGGCGAGGAAGAAAAAUAAGCUUUUCCAAUCUCCUCCCCUCGUUUUUCACCCCCCUCGUUUCUUUUCUCUCUCAGAAGCUCUUGGGUGUGAAUCGCAUUUUCUUUCUUCUCGGCAAAAUGGACCCCGUGCCUGGGGAGGGGGAGGGGAGAAGGUGGGGAGAGAGGCGGCGGCGAGGACAGGCUUUAUUUUUCAUCUUGGCUUCCUCCUUCCCGUGGCUUCUGCCGGCGGCCGCGGUGAGGACAGCGGGCCUGGGGCGCGGCGGGGAGAGCUCGGGCCCGGCCGCUCGUCCCGAGCCCGGCCCCGCGCACCUGCCAGCAGGAUUGCCCUUUCCCCGUCGCCCAGAUGCUCUGCCGAGGUCCCGUGGCCGGGCCCGGUGGAACCCCCGCGCGGCGCGGAGGACCCGCGGCCCCUGCCAGGCGCCUCCUGCGGGGCCCGCGCUGCCCGCCCAGCCGUCCAGAGAAGACUGUGGUGGCACUUUUUUGGCUGAGAGUGCGCGGGCCGACGCGGUUCGCGACCCCGAGUCGCCCCGAAUGCGGGACGUCGGGGUGGGGUGGGGGGGCUGGAAAGCGCUAAGAUGGCGCUGGGCCUGGCCUGUCGCCAGGGCCGGUGGCGCAGUUGCUCCGCGGACGCCAUCUUCCUCGCGGCGCGGGCGGCGCCCUUCGUGGAGGUUUCGCUGGCCUAGUCGCUGCAGGCCCCCGGGCGAGGGAGCCACGCUCGGGGUGUUGAAUUCUGCAAAUGGGGCCGGGGUCGCACCACUGAGGGCCGGGGGCCGCGAAGCGUUCCCCGCGCCCCCAGACCCAAAAGCCCAGGCCGCCGGCUUGGAGCGGGAGGGGCUGGGGUCCGGCGUCUUGCUCUUUCCCACUUGUUUCUUAGGGAAGAAGUGUGUUGGGGUCGGGCUUCGGGGCUGAUAGGGUCCCUCCCUGACCCCACAGUCCCCGCGUCAAAACUGGGGAUGAGAGGUGCCGGCCAUCUCCCUCCAACCGCCUGAAGCUGGACGGCUUCGUCACCCCUGGCCCUGCUGGGAGCAGGGCAUUGUGUCCUUUCCAGCAUCCUCUUCCAGUUAAUACUUAGAAUCAAAUCAGGUUACAAAAUUGCAGAAAAGUCGAAGGCAGUGUGUGUUUGCCUCCGGUAACAUAGUUCUCUAUAGAUAUCUUAUCGUUCGUUUUUUUUGGUUUAAGUUGGUUGUAUUUUAGAGCAACACUGGAGAGGGAAAUUAAUGAAAUUAGAAAUUAAUUUUGAUAUAUUGCUUUUCUAAAAUGAGUUCUUUAUACGUUUAGAAAAUUGUUAGUUUUCUAGUCAGAUUGUCCAAAAGUCAUAGGUUCCAGUAAUUCAAAAUUUUUCCAUGUUGGUUUUCAUAUUAUUAGAAAUAGUAAUAAAUUUAAACAGUUUGUUAGAUCUCUUCCCUGAAAAAUUAGCUUUAAAACACGCUCGGAGACUUUUUUUUUCUUUUCUCUUUUCCGAAAAAAUUGCACCGUGCUUUGGUCAUUGCUUUUCUCAUUAACGUAAGGGUUCUCAGUUCCCUGAUUGACUAGUAAAAGUGUUUCCUUAAAAACAUCUAUAAUAUAUUUAUCUAUCCAGUGGUAGCUUUAUAUUAGAGAUGUGUGUAUGUGUGUGUGUUUUACCUUUGUUUUAAAUUGUUACUGAAAAGAUUUUUGGGAGAAAAAAAAUUAUAAUUCUUAUUUGUCUAGGAGUUCACAGAGAUAGAAGUAGUUAAUUUCAUGUGGAUAUAAGUAACAUAGUGGUGCCACUAGUGUGUCCAUGUUUGGCAGUGAAUAUUUUAGACCUUUUAAUAAGACCUACCGUAUAUUGGGAGUCCCUGAGUGGUGCAGAUGGACUAGUAGCCAGAAAGUUGGCAGUUGGAACCCACUCAUAGGCACCUUGGAAGACCAGCCUGAGGAUCUGCUUCCAAAAGGUCACAGCCUUGACAACCCUGUGCACAUAUGGGAUCUUUGUGACUCCAAGGCAACUAACAAUAAUGACACCACCACCACCACCGUAUAUUGAACACCGGCUAUAUGCAGGAAUUGUGCUUGUUGCUUUAUAUAAUUUCUAUUCAAUUAUCAUGUCAGCCCUGCAAUACUGAUUUUAUUAUCUAUCUACCAGGGAAGGAACUGGUGUUCAUGGAGAUAUACUAAUUGUCUAAGAAAAACCUGUUGCCAUCCAGUUGAUUCCGAUUCAUAGUGACCCUGUAGGUCUUGUGGUAUUAAGUAAUAGUGUUGGCCUUGGAUCCCAAAAGCCAUGUUCUUGGCUUUCCACCUAUCAUUUCCAAAUCUCAAUAUUAUAAUCAACUGGGGAGAUGUUUUAAAUACAGAAUGUAACAUCACUGUAUUUGCUAGGACCUGUUGGAGGUUUCCUGGUCGUAAAUAAUAUAUUAAGGUCGUAAAUAAUAAGCAAUCUCUUUUUUUUAACUGAGACUUCCAACUUCUUAAUGCCCCAGUCCCCUCCAGUAUUGAAAUUAUGGCCUCCCUAGGUUCUACUGGAAGCCCUGGUGGCAUAGUGGUUAAGAGCUAUGGCUGCUAACUAAAAGGUCAACAACAGUUUGAAUCCACCAGGUGCUCCUUGGAAACCGUAUGGGGCAGUUCUACUCUGUCCUAUAGGGUCGCUAUGAGUCGGAAUUGACUCGAUGGCAAUGGGUUUUUUUUUGUUUUUUAGGUCCUACUAAGUCUGCGUAUCUACCAAUCAAUGUUAUUCUAAAACACUCCAGGUUAUUCCAGUGUGACAGAGAUAAGCAUUUGGAAUAUCACUGUACUGCUCUAUGGACUGUACUGCUGCCUCGUUUGAAUUGGAACAUGAGAAUUGAGUUCUGUAUCAUUUUGAGUUGGAGCAGUUUUAUUGCUCACCUCAUUUUCAUUUUUAUUUUCCCCUUUCUAGCUGCCAUUUAUCAAGUUAUUGAAACUUUUCUUACAGAAAGAGGGCUUAGAUAUCCUGAGACUUUAAAAUCUCACUACAUUAAAAAUAUCUUUUUUCACUCUAACAAGAAGUUAUAUAACAUACAGACUUCUAGAUCUAGCCAAGCAAUCUAGUUUAAGCAAGGCAGUUAUGUAACAGAAAUAGAAUUGAAUCCAAAAUUGGUACAGAAAUUAGAAAUAGAGUACAAAAGAUCCUGAGAUGCAGACCUAGAGAUAAAUACUAGGAAGAAAUGAUCCUUUCCUGUAUUUUGAAUUGUGGGAGGUAUCGUUUAGGUUUUGGGAAGUAGGAUGGAGGAGGUUAUUCUAAACAUGAGCCCUGGUAAGAACAGAGUAUGUGUAAAGACACAGAAGGUCAGGAAGAAGCAUCCAGAGCAGUUGAUGAAUAGCUGACCUGACCAAAAUGAGAGAGAACCAAGUCAGUGAAGAAAUCAUUAGCUUCUCUGGGGCAAGGACCAUGAGGACCAUGUAUUUUAGUUAUUUUGUGCUUCUCCUUUAUUCUUCUCAAAUCACUGUUACAUUUACUAGUUGCUAGGUAUUAUGGUGGAGAAUGUUGAUUUUUGAUGCAAAUGUCAAGAUUAUACUAUCUUUGCAUAUGUCCAUAUUUUUCUUCUACAUUUGAAAAUUUUGGAAGGAGAAGCAGAUGAAUAUCUGUGUGAAGUCUAUAUCCAGUCUAGACCACUGGGCAGGCAGACGGGUGGGUAACUUCUACUCUUUAAUUUCUCAUGUGGUUUUUUCUCCCCUUGUUCAUGGUGAAUGUCAAAGUAAUUAUAUUCUUUGACUAAAAUACAAUGAAACUUGAAGCAAGGGGAAAUCUAAAGUAAACUUGCUGAGAGGGGAAUAGUAGCUUCUUUAGAGUAGCCUUUAGUGGGAUGGAAUUUGCUAGGACCUGCUGGAGGUUUCCUGGUUGUAAAUAAUACAUUAAACAAUCUCUUUUUUUAACUGAGACUUCCAACUUCUUAAUGCCCCAAUCCCCUCUGUAUUGAAAUUAUGGCCUCCCUAGGUCCUACUGGAAACCCUGAUGGCGUAGUGGUUAAGAGCUGUGGCUGCUAACUAAAAGGUUGGCAGUUUGAAUCCACCAGGUGCUCCUUGGAAACUCUAAAGGGGAGUUCUACGCUGUCAUGUAGGGUCACUAUGAGUCAGAAUCGACUCGACAGCAACGGAUUUUUUUUUUUUUUUAGUGGAAUGCAAGACAGAUGGCUGCUCUCAUGGAAUUUACAGUAAAGUGGGGAAAACAAAAAGUAAACAUAAAGAAUCAAGAUAAUUACAGAUUAAGAUAAAUUAUAGGAAGUUAAACUGGGGGCUCUAAAAGAGUGUUGGGGGAAGACUUGUGACUAGUAAUGGUCAAGGAGAGUCUUGAAGAGGUGACAUUUGAGCUGAGACUUGAAAUAUGUUUGUGCUAGCCAUGUGAAAAGUUGAGAAAACAUUCUAAGCCUGGGAACAAGUGCAAAGACUUGGAGGCCCGGAAAGGUGUGGGUGUUAGAACAGAGAGAAGGUUCCUUUGAGCAAGGGGCAAUAGAAUAAGAUGAAGUCAGAGAGAUCUGCACAGCCUCCUGCACAGCCUGUUGUAUCAGGCCAUAUGGGGGAUUUUUGGGUUUUAUUCUCAUGGCAGUGAGAAUCUAUUAAAGGAUUUUAAUCAAGGCAGUGACAUGUUUUUGUUUUAACAAUCACUGGCUGCUGUGUGGAGCAAGAGAGGAAGCAUUCCAAGGUUAGUGGAAUCUUAGGACAGUGCAGUGGCAGUGGAGAUGGAGAAGAGUAGAUGGCGGGUUUCAUAUAUAUUUUGGAGGUGGAAUCAGGAUUUACUUAAUGGUUUGGAUGUGGAAGGAGAGGGAGGAAUCAGGAAUACCUUUGGGUUUCUGACUUAAGCUGUGGGUGGCUCAUGGUGCCAUUUGCAAUCUGGUUGGGGAAGACUGGAAGAGGAACAGGUGGAAGGGGUGGGUAACCAGAGUUUAUGUGAACCUGUCAUGUUUUUAAAACACUUGUGAGACAUCCAGGUGUUCAGGUAUGCAGUGAAUAUUCAAGCUGAGCUGAGAGGAGUGCUCUCAACUGAACAUAAAUUUGGGGAGUCACUAGCAUACAGAUGGUACGUCAUGGAACUGGCUGAGAUCACUUGUGAUCGUAGAGGCCUCAAGAGCAAGGCCUAAGACACUUCUAAUGGUUAAGGGUUAGGCACAGGAGAAGUUAGCAAAGGAGAUUGAGAAGGCUCAGUCAUUAUAAUGGGAGAGUGACUAUCAUUUUCUAGAAAGAGGGAAUAGUCACCUCGGUCAAUUGCUGCUGAGAAGUCAAACGAUGAGAAUAGAGAAAUGUUCAUUUGGAUUUGGCCACAGGGGGGUGACUGUUUUGACAAGUAGUUUGUCACAUAUGAGAAUGGAAGCCAGAUCAAAUUGUGUUGAAGAGAGAAUGGGAAGUGAGGUGAAUGUAGAUAGCUUGUUGGGGAGGUUUUGCUGUAAAGGGAAGGGGAGAAAUGGUAUAGCAGUGGCUGGAGAGAGAGAUGGGUCAAGGAAGAGUUUUUUUUUAAAAACAGUAGGAGGUGGAUUAUUUUCAUAGGCUAUUAUCUAGUAAAGAAGGAGAGACUAAUGUAGAAUUCUUGAGAAUUCUUAAGAAGGUGAGAAGGAAUCCAAAACACAGAAAAGGGUUUGUUUUGGGUGGGAGCAAGAAGACUUGAGGGAGAGAAGGCAGGGAAUAUGGGUACAAGUGCAAGGAUUUUUAUGAAUU